AUGUGGGUCCCCUCAACAAUCGCGUUCCGGCGCUGGCCGAUCGUCGUUAUACCCCUCCUCACCUUCAUCCUCUGGCACGCAGCGACAAUCUACAACGCGACCGACGAGUUCCCCUCGUCGUCGUCCUCCAAGCCUGCCUCAGACUACCUCAGCUGGCUUCCCAGUGGUCUCAAGCACCCAGGCUUCGACCCAUCUUCCCACCAUGUCUUCAUCGCCACCCAGCCCAACUGGCAUGAGCAGGUGUGGCUCACGAUCGGUGGCAUGUUGUCGUCGUUGAAGGUCCCCUACACCGCGUACACUGAGUGUGACGACACGGCCGAGGGCGAGACUUGCAUUCGCUUUGGCCUGCUCGAGAUGGCGGCCGUGUUGGGCGUCUGGAACGGUGGCCCGGUCAAGAAGAAGAGCGAGCUGUUCAACGACGUCAACAAGCCUCUUCCUAACGGGAAGUAUGUCGACACGGUCAUCCUCGCGACUGAGAAGGAGGACUUCCAAUGGGGUUCUGAGCGUCUCCUUCAACUCUGGAACGAACGUCCGGACGGCCAAAAGUUCAAGGUUGUGGGCGUCUACCAUGAACCCACCGGCGACCUCGAGCAUUACUCCAGGCAAUGGGCCCACACCGGUGCUUUGAGCUAUCUGACUCUGUCUCCACACGUCGCCGCCGACCUCAAACAUAGACUCCGCAUCGACGCAGCCAGGCCGGAAGGUGGCGCCGUGGGAGUGGACCACAUCCCAGUCCGCACCGUCGUGCCCUGGAUGCCUGCGGCGGACCAUGGUGUCUAUGUCCCAGAGGAUAAGGGUGGCAUGGUGACUCGUUUGGAACACACUCUGCCAACCCGCAUCGUCAUCAACGGCAUGAUAUCACCAGAGAGGCGAGGCUACGACAGGGUGUUUGACGACAUGAAGAGGCUCUUCCUUGAGGAUGCCAAGCUUUUUGGCUACCGCUGGUCGGAGACUGAGAGCCUCUUUGUGCCAAUUGACAAGGACGACCCAAACACGUUCAAGCUGCUGUUACUGGGCGAGACGGAUGUCCGUGUCGACCGGCCGGACCCAGGCACCGUUCGCGAGGCUGUCGAGUUUAUCAGCGGCUACAGCCAAGGCGAGUUUUACCAGUACAUGGCCAGUGCCGACUUGAUGCUGUUGGCUUGGAACGAUGCGUUCAGGUACCUCGACUCACAAGCGUCCUCGUCGGCUUUCACCACACUCGAGACCGAGGUGCCCCUCGUGAUCACCCCGGGAAUCGAGGAGCAGUACAGCUUCCUGGACUCUAGCAUCAGCGUCAUCCGCCCCAACGCCCUGCGCGAAAUGGACGUUGUGGCGCUUUUCCGCAAAUUCCCCAACGCGGCCAGGAUGACCUACACCGAGCUCGAGAGACAACUUCGCGAACUCUACUCGGCGGAGACCAUGCACCUGCGCACUGUGCCGCUGGUGAUCAGGAUGCUGAAGGACGGGUGGAAGAGGAGCCCCGGUAGUUGGAAGUCGAAGAAGGCUGCGUUGAGACACGAACAAGAGCGUGUUUUGAUAGAGAUUCUUUCCGAGCCGUUUUAUUGA
This is a messenger RNA of Apiotrichum porosum, 1548 nucleotides long. RefSeq lists its product as uncharacterized. The record is from RefSeq and is a predicted model, not a curated record. Bases 1 to 1548 code for a protein of 515 amino acids. Lineage: Eukaryota; Fungi; Basidiomycota; Tremellomycetes; Trichosporonales; Trichosporonaceae. The transcript has 7 exons.